AUGGAAAGUGUAGAGGAAAAUAACUCCGCAAGCGCAUUAUUGCAAAGUGCCGGCAUCAAGAAGAAGCUCCACAGUGGAGAAUACACACUGAGUCAAAAAAGAGGUCGUAGCAAAGUUUGGGAGAUAUUUUCCAAUGUUAAAAAUAACUCUGGCGAAGAGUUGCCCGAUAUUGUAGCAUGUAAAAGAUGCUACAGCAUUUACAAAUUUACGGGAUCAGAGAAACAAAAACAGGGAACAACAGGUGGAUCACCGCCAGAGUGGGAUCUUUUUAAAGACAUGCAGGCUUUGUUGGCUCCCUAUAAAAGCUAUCACCCCGAGGGUUUAGUGAUGGAUAACAUAAAUAAUCUAAAUUCUUCAAUUAUAUCCGCACCGUUGUCGCCAAUUUCUGAACCAUUUCCAUCACCGCCCAUAUCCGUUACUUCGCCGUCCACGUCACCUUCCAUAGCCACACCGCUGCCAU
Molecule: messenger RNA, 460 nt
Organism: Rhagoletis pomonella (apple maggot)
Lineage: Eukaryota; Metazoa; Arthropoda; Insecta; Diptera; Tephritidae
Source: RefSeq, a predicted model, not a curated record